AUGGUGCGUUCCGCGUUGAUACUGGCGGUGUCGAUUGGCCUGUGUUGCCUUUCCGCGCGUGCCGAACGACGACCUCCGUUCAGGAGCAGUGGCAUCUACGUCGACGAACCGGAACUCGCUGCUAGCGAGGCAAGUGCUGCGGGCGAUAUUGUCGGUGUAGUGCCGGCGCAACCCGUAGACGAGCGGUACCGUUUGCCGAAAACGUCCGUGCCGAUCCAUUACAAUCUGCAGCUGCGCACGGAAAUUCACAGCAAUGUGCGUACGUUCGAUGGGUCCGUCGCCAUCCAGCUGCAGGUGCUGGAAGCGACGAACCAGCUGGUGUUGCACAACCGUGGAUUAGCGAUCGCGUCGGCGACGGUUUCGUCCCUGCCGAAUGGUGUGGCCGGCGCACCGACACUGAUCGGUGACGCACAGUUCAGCACGGACACUACCUUCGAGCAUAUCACGUUCACGAGUCCCACCAUCCUGCAACCGGGUCUCUAUCUGCUGGAGGUCACGUUUCAAGGAAGACUCGCCACCAACGAUGACGGGUUCUAUGUGUCCUCUUACGUGGCGGAUAAUGGCGACCGAAGAUAUUUAGCGACGACCCAGUUCGAGUCAACCAGCGCCCGCAUGGCAUUCCCGUGCUACGAUGAGCCCGCACUCAAGGCAACGUUCGACGUGUCGAUCACGCACAGCCCAACCUACACGGCCAUAUCGAACAUGCCGCAAAAGGGUGUCCUGAGCAACCCGGACGGCAUGCGUACGACGAUGUUCCAAACGACGCCCGCCAUGUCGACCUACCUGCUGGCGUUCGUCGUGUCGGACUUCCAGUAUCGCAUCAGCGGCACGCAGCGUGUCUACGUGCGCCCGAAUGCCUUCUCGGAGGCGCUGUUCGCACUGCAAGCGGGCGUUAAGAUACUGCAAGCGCUGGACGACCAUCUGGGCAUCCCGUACAGCACGUACAUGCCGAAGAUGGACCAAAUAGCGGUGCCCGACUUUGCCGCCGGUGCGAUGGAAAACUGGGGCCUGGUAACGUACAGAGAGCAGGCACUAUUGUUCAACGAGGCUGUUUCGACUUAUCGCACGAAGACGAACGUCGCGAGCACGAUUGCGCACGAGUACGCACAUCAGUGGUUCGGCGAUCUGGUGACCCCCGAAUGGUGGGAAUACAUCUGGCUGAAUGAAGGUUUCGCCACGCUCUACGAGUACUAUGCGCUGCAUCUGGCCUACCCGGACCAGGAGUACUGGGAGCUGUUCAACGUGCAGGUCAUCCAGGCCGCCAUGGUCCCCGACGGCCAGGCGUCAACCCGCCCGAUGAACUGGAAUGCCGCCACACCGGGCGAAAUUUCGUCACUGUUCGAUCGUGUCGCCUACCCGAAAUCUGGCAGUGUGUUGAACAUGAUGCGAAACGUACUUGGUGAUGAUAACUGGAGGGCAGGAUUGAAGGCGUACCUUACCGAUCGUGCCUUGAGUGUGGCGUUCGAUGAGCAGCUGUACGACGGACUGCAGAGCGCGAUCGAGGGUAAGGGUGUGCUGCCGGGCGAUGUAACCGUGGCACAGAUCAUGCGCACCUGGACCAAUGAGGCCGGCUAUCCGGUGCUAAACGUGCGUCGAUCGUACGACACGGGCGACGUCAUCAUCUCGCAGGAGCGGUUCUACUCCGAUCGCAAAGUGCCGAACAGCAACAUCUGGAUGAUCCCGUACAACUACGUGCAGCAGGCUCGGGCGGACUUCAACGAGUUCGACGACUUCCAGUGGCUUGCGACGAAGGCUGCCCGGUUUGGGACGACCGUGCCCGCUAGUGAGUGGAUCAUCUUCAACAAGCAGCAGGUCGGAUACUAUCGCGUCAACUACGAUGAUCGCAACUGGGAGCUUAUCACUGACGCGCUGAUCGAGAACUGGGCCGCUGUGCAUCGGUUGAACCGGGCGCAACUUAUCGACGAUGCUUACUGGCUGGCACGAUCGGGUCGGCUUGACAUGCGUGUGGCUUUGCGGCUGAUGACGUACCUGCGCAAUGAACGCGAGUACGCCCCAUGGACGGCAGCAAACGUUGCCCUGACCUACUUCAACAGCCGUCUGCGCGGCACGGAGGGAUACCAUGAUUUCUUGGUGUUUGUGGACGCAUUGAUCGAAAAUGUGUACGGUACGUUAACGAUCAACGCAGUAUCGCCGACCGACACGCUCCUGCACAAGUACCUCGUGCAGACGAUCUCAACCUGGGCUUGCACGAUCGGCUAUAUCGACUGUCUGCAGAAGACGGCCGCACUACUGACGGCGGAAGCCACGAGCAUGGGAGUGAACGCCGUCCAUCCGGACAUUGCCACCGUGACCUACUGCUACGGUAUGCGCGAGGCUGGUGUGACCGAGUUCCAGUACCUGUACCGGAAGAUGAUGGACUCGAAAAAUCUUGCCGAACGCACGAUGCUGAUCGAUUCGCUGGGAUGCUCGUACAACAAGGAGUUCCUGACAUCGUUGCUAACUACGGCCCUCGGCAAUGUGGAGAUCAACUACCGUGCGGACGAACGCAGCCGUGUGGUGCAGGCGGUCUACUCUGGCAGCCGUACCGGUGUCGAUGCGCUGAUCGAGUUCCUGAUGGAUCCGAGCAUGGUGAAUGAGUUUGUUAGUACGCUGUCGACAUCCACGCUCAACUCGGCCUUAUCUGCCAUUGCUUCGCGCACCAACAACGUGGAGGAAUUGAACAAGCUUAAUGCUCUCAUCACCGCGCUGGGUGCUAGGGUUAGUAGUAACACUGCGACCAACCUGCGCAACACGGUCCAAACUAACUUGGACUGGGUGAAUGGCUUCGAGGGUUUGAUGUUGUCCAACUUCUUCACCGAGUUUGCGGCGGAGAUCCAGACUACUACGACCGAGGCACCGGUAACGACUACGUCGACUGCUGCACCUGGAACUACUACCACUGCUGGACCAGGAACUACUACCACUGCUGCACCUGGAACAACUGUCACUGCUGCACCUGGAACUACUACCACUGUUGCCCCCGAGAUUACUACCACCGUUGCACCGGAAACUACUACUGCACCCACCACCGUAACGACCACAACCGUACAAACGACAACGGAAGAUGACGGUGGAGCAGCAACGGUUGGUCUGUCCAUAGCCGCACUCUUGGUCUCGAUCACGGUGCAUCUAUAUUCAGACGAAGCUGCAAUGGUGUCCAACAACAGGGUAUCGACCGCACUAUCCUUGCUGUUUGUGUGUGCCCUCAUUCCGGCCAGUCUGUGGGCGGCACAGGCCACACCAACGGAGUCGAUCGAUCAUCACUUGUUACAACCGCGACGCUUCGACCGAAACCAGCUGCACUCGAUCAAGCAGGAACAGUUCCGGGUGCGCAGUACGAGGGAAUCUUCCCCGUACCGGCUACCGAAUGGGACCAUCCCGGAAAGUUACACGCUAGAGCUGAGCACCAACAUCCACUCGCAGGACUUCAGCUAUACCGGGACGGUCGCGAUAAGGGUGCGCGUGCUGCAGCCUACGCAAUCCAUUGUGCUGCACACGUUGCGCAGUCGGCUGGUGAGUGUUGAGGUUAGGAAUUCCAACCAGCUGAAUGUGCCGAUCGGCAGCACCGUGGAGGAUCCCGCCCUGGAAACGCUCACGAUCGGCCUGGCCGUGGAGUUGCUGCCGGGCGUUUAUCAGCUGACGAUCGUGUUCGAAAGUACGCUUCGCAGUGAUGUGGGUGGAUUUUACUGGACGUCGUACAACGAUGGUAACGCGGUGCGUUAUGCCGCCGUCACGCAGUUCCAGCCGGUCGAUGCACGUACUGCUUUUCCGUGCUUUGAUGAGCCAGGCAUACGGGCGACCUUCACCAUAACCAUCAGCAGUGGUGUUGGAAUGAAGGUGUACUCAAACAUGCCAGCAAAGUCAGUCACCAUCGUAGGGAAUGGACUGAAGCGAACGCUCUUCCAAACGACACCGAGCAUGCCGACGUACCUCGUGGCGUUCGCCAUUACGGACGACUUUGCCAGCAGCCGGCUGUCGUUGAAGGGACCACCGUCGAGCAUCAGCAUGGAGCUGAUUGCACCGCCCACGGUGACGGAUCGGGCGCAAACGUACGGGCUGGACAUUGGGGGCGUCGUUAUACGGGUGGUCGAACAGUACUUUAACCAGACGUACGAUUUGCCCAAGCUGGACCAGCUGGCCGUGCCGGACUUUUACUUUGCUGCGAUGGAAAACUGGGGCUUAGUCAUCUACGAGGAGCGGUAUCUGCUGUACGAUGAGCUGACGGGUACGAACCGCGAUAAAGAGAACGUCAUCGCCACGGUAGUGCACGAGUUUGUGCAUCAGUUCUUGGGCAAUCUGCUGACGCCCCACUGGUGGUCGGAUUUGUCGCUGAGCGAAGGCUUUGCCACCUUUUACGAGUACUAUCUCAGCAGCAUGGUGGAGCCAAACAUUAGGUUUAAGGAGAAGUUCACCAUCGAGGCGCUACAAACGGCACUGCUGCUGGACUGUGACAUCGGCGUGAGGCCCAUUUCGUUCGAUGUGGAAAAACCGGCCGACAUUGCGCGGUUGUUUGACAUCAUUGCCUACCAGAAAGGGGGCAGUGUUUUCCGGAUGUUCCACUACGCUCUCGGUGAGCUAACGUUCCUGAAGGGAAUGCGUCGCUACAUCAGCACUAACAAAGGCCGUUCGGUUACACCGGACGAUCUGUUCGCAAGUCUGCAGCAAGCGGUGGCGGAGGAUGCUACACUACCGCUCAGUCUCGACGUAGCCACGGUCAUGAGACCCUGGAUCUAUCAAUCUGGCUAUCCUUUGGUGACGGUAAUGCACCAAGCCGGUGAGCUGAUCUUCCUGCAGGAACACUUCCUGUAUCCCAGUUCGUCGAUCGUCGCCAGCAAUCGGACGUGGUGGGUCCCGAUCGCGUACGGCACCAGCUCCGGUGCAACGCAACAGUUCUGGAUGCCCCAGGGAACAUCACAGGUUUCGCUGCAAGUGGACAACUUGCUGGACGGAGAGUUCCUUUUGGUGAACCCCGAGCAAACCGGCUACUAUCGCGUCAACUACGGCGAGGAUCUCUGGAUGCGUUUGAUCACGCAGCUCCAUGCUGACCCAUCGCUCGUUUCACCUAUCUCCCGGGGACAGUUGUUGGACGAUUGCUUCAAGCUGUACUACAGCGAGCGGGUCGGAGCCAACAUUGUGCACAGCUUGCUGAUGUACGCUACUGGCGAGACGGAUGUUAUACCGUGGACUGUGCUAUUCGCCAACGAUAAUCUUGGUGUGUUGCGCAAUGCUUUGAUUGUGGACAGCUCAGCUUACGAUGCGUUCUCUCGUGUCGUAGCCCUGCUUACAGCGAAUGUCUUCAGUGUGGUCGGCUUCGAUGCAUCCCCGGCUGAUCCUCACGAAACAGAACAGCUGCGCCGUUCCGUCAUAGAGUGGAGUUGUCGAGCGGGAUCGAUCGAGUGUCGCACGGAAGCGUUAUCGCGGAUGUUGAACGAUUUGAGUGGAUCGGUACCGUUGCCUUCGUAUAUUCGGGAUAGUGUUUACUGUGGUGGUGCAUCCAUCGCCAGCCCGUCCCAGCUAGAGACCGUGUGGCUACGCCUGCAGACGGUUAGCGAUGUUGGCGAACGGUUAAACAUUAUAGAAACGUUGGCUUGUGCGGAGAGUGCAGAGUUUUUGGACGAGUUGCUUGAUUCAGUCUUCACCAAUGAAAAUCCGGGCGAGUGGGAAUUCAUUCUGAGGGCAGUAUACCGUCACUCCGCCAUUGGGUAUGAAGCGUUCGAUCGGUGGCUGGCUCGCAAUGCACUGCAAAUUAUUCAGAGCAUCGGCAUCGACCCGGCGUUCCUUAAUAUUAUGGCUGACAUUAACCAACGGAAGGCUGAUGUUCCAAAGUAUGACGAGUUGGUGCAACUCUUCAAGAAUUCAUUGCUGAAACAUUAA
Messenger RNA from Anopheles moucheti, 5874 nucleotides. RefSeq lists its product as uncharacterized. The transcript is spliced from 12 exons. Gene Ontology annotation, biological process: peptide catabolic process; proteolysis. NCBI's taxonomy places the organism in Eukaryota, Metazoa, Arthropoda, Insecta, Diptera, Culicidae. The coding region runs from base 1 to 5874 and encodes 1957 amino acids. Gene Ontology annotation, cellular component: cytoplasm. The record is from RefSeq and is a predicted model, not a curated record. Gene Ontology annotation, molecular function: peptide binding; metalloaminopeptidase activity; zinc ion binding.